This is a messenger RNA of Amborella trichopoda, 1871 nucleotides long. It is a transcript of the gene MIK, whose product is annotated as pfkB-like carbohydrate kinase family protein. Lineage: Eukaryota; Viridiplantae; Streptophyta; Magnoliopsida; Amborellales; Amborellaceae. The record is from RefSeq and is a predicted model, not a curated record. Gene Ontology annotation, biological process: myo-inositol hexakisphosphate biosynthetic process. Gene Ontology annotation, molecular function: kinase activity.
GCCGUCCAUUUUUCCAAAUUCGAAAGCAGUGGCGUAUCAUCCCCGCGCGAAAAGGGCGAAUCUCUCUCUUUCUUUGAUCGCAGCCAUAAUGACAUUUGAGAGCAGCUGCCACCACCUGUGAAGCCACAAACGAUUCAUCGCAUGCAUGCAUUCUCAACUCAUCUGAGGAUCCAUGGAGUUUUGAUUUUCACAAACGAAAGAUGGAGGAAAUGAAUUAAGAUACAGACAAGGUUUUUUUAGUGGAUAAAGAGAGAGAGAGAGAGAGUUUGGGGAUUCCUCUGAACCCAUUAAAGGAAAUUGCAGAGAGAGGAGAGCUUGGGAAUCUGGGCCUUCCAUACCAUUAAUACUGAGUGGGUCCUUUCUUCGAGGCUGAUCCUAUGAUCAAUAAACAGCCAAUUCAAUAAGUUUUGAUCGAUGAACGACUUAUUUAACACUUUGUUUGCAUUUUGCCAACCUAUUUAACACUUUGUUUGCAUUUGCCCUGAAUAACCCAUUUGUUAGUUUCAGAGAAACUGUGAGAACACAGUUCUUAGUUUUACCUGAAGAACCCUUUUGUUAGUUUCAGAAACUGAAAGACCCAUUUGUUAGAUUCAGUGAAAGAGAUGAGAGAGGAGGAGGACGAGAAGGAGGAUUUGUUGGUUUCAGGGAAAGAGAUGAGAGAGGAGAAAGAGGAGGAGCUCCUGGUGGUGGGAAACUACUGCCAUGAUGUCCUCUUCAGAGAUGGCCUGGUAGUGGGCGAGACACUGGGUGGCGCCGCCUCCUUCAUAUCGCAGGUCCUUGAAUCCCUCUAUCUCUCCUCCAAAACCACUAUUGUCGCAAAAGUGGGCCCCAACUUCGCCUACUCCUCAUCUCCCCUCUCUCUCCUCCACCCUCCGGUAAUAGCCUCCUCUUCUCUCACUACUCUCUUUCAUGCCCACUUCUUCAAUGAUCAACCUGACAGAACCCUCAGGCGCAUUUGUGCUUGCGAUCCGAUUUCACCCUCCGAUCUCCCCACUUCCUCUCUCUACGAUUUUGGCAUGGCUGUGGGGGUUGGGGGCGAGACCACUGUUGAGACCCUGGCUCGAAUGCUCGACCUAUGUGAUACUGUUUUAGUCGAUGUCCAGGCCUUAAUCCGCACCUUUGAUCCUGUUGAUGGGGCAGUUCAGCUCAUCUCUCUCUCGUCCACCCCAUUUUUCUCUCUUAUCAGCAGGGUCCAAUUCCUCAAGACCUCGGCUGAAGAAUCAAGGUAUUUGGACAUUGAGGAGUUGAGGAGGGGGGGUUGCGUGAUUGUUACUGAUGGGGCGGAGGGGUGUCAUGUUUAUUGGAGGGAGGGGGAGUUCCAGGUGCCUGCAUUCAGGGCUGUGGAGGUGGAUCCUACCGGCGCUGGGGACAGCUUCUUGGGCGGGUUUGUGGCUGGGCUUGUAUGUGGCCUCAGUGUGAGGGAUGCUGCAUUGCUGGGGAAUUUCUUUGGGGCGCUCACCGUCUCUCAUAUUGGGGUCCCAGAGCUUGACCCUGUGAAGUUACAGAGAGUGAAGGAUGAGAUAGAGAAGAGAAGUGCGAGGUGCAUCAAUGGCUGCAAAAGGAAAGAAGGGGUUACUGAUUUUGGUAAGUCAGUUGGUUUUGAAGAGUUCCGAGCAGUACUUGCUGAAGUUGCUCUAGACAUUAGUGGCAGACAAAAUGGCCCAUUCAAUCCUCCAUCUCAGGGAAUGGAGCUUGUUGGCAACCUCAAGAGAGAAUGGUGAGCCAAAGGAAGACGAAAGCUUUCAAGUUUCUCUAGAGAGAGAGAGAGAGAGAGAGGUCUUGAGGCUUGCAUUGACAUUGACAAUGGCAUAUGGGCUGAAUACCUGAGUUAAUAAUAGCUCUAUGGUCAUUGCCCAGGAAAAAAAAAAAAA